UGACCGCCCGGUUGGGGCACAUGCCACUCCCAACCGCGGCGUGUCGCGCGGCGUGUCGCAGGGCCGUCGGGCUCGAGCCAGAGAACCAACGCGCCACCCAUGUGACUGCCAUGAAUUGCAGCGAUCGAUGCUGCCUUCCUUGCGACGGGGUCCGAGUGUUGGUGAAAACACAAUGUUGUCGAAGCCAAGCAAAAGGUUCGCAUGGCUAGAACGGCACCCUGUCUCUAAAUCCUGGAGAACUGAGCGCAAGGAGGUCCAGUGGUUCGUUGCCAACGCUUUUCGCCUCCAAGAACACCCAUACUACUCGUCAAAGCGGGCCUGCAUCCUCCAACAAUCGUUUGAACUUGGAUUGCGACACACGUGAGCCAUAUGCCACAACAGGAUUGCAAAGUGCUGCCUGCACAGGCGCGAGAGAAUUCAUAUCGCAUUGCCAAAUAUUCGUCCAAGCGUACACACUUCGAAUGGCGGUUGCCACCACCGGCAACGCCGUGGCCAAGAAAGGUAUCAUCCUCUUCGACGCCGACGAGUACGUCCGCACAACAGGAAACAGAGCGCCAAGCCGAGUGGACCAACCGGUCAAAUCACCCGCCGCUUUGGCCAUUGCCACGGACGUCAAACCACUGCAAAAUCGAACGAGCAACGUGUUUUGGUCUGCACGAAGCACACCGCCGUUGCCGAGCUAUCGCCAUGAUCAAGCACAGCUUACAUCCUCUGGCGAACUUCCAUCGUCGUCCAGGCAAUUCCCCGUUCGGCAGUCCUAUCGAGCUCGUCGAGACUGCAAUUCCCACGCCAAUACAGUGCUUGUACACGAAGACAUCCCGAUACUGGAAGAACCCGCCGAGGAAGUUGGCAUGUCUCAGCGUAAAAUGGGGCGGCUGCGCACACUCUGGCGCAAGUACAUUUGGGGUCCCCAAAGCCAGAGCCAGUAGAUCGCGAAGCGUAUUUAUUUUCGUCGUUGGGCCAUUGGAAGCCGCAACGCACGCCAGCGUUCCCAUGCGAAUGAUUUUGAACAGAGCAUGAUCCAUUCCCA
Molecule: messenger RNA, 1030 nt
Organism: Aphanomyces invadans
Lineage: Eukaryota; Oomycota; Saprolegniomycetes; Saprolegniales; Verrucalvaceae
Exons: 1
Coding region: 370-1020 (216 amino acids)
Source: RefSeq, a predicted model, not a curated record